Bicyclus anynana (squinting bush brown) is the source of this 3479-nucleotide messenger RNA. RefSeq names its product lysosomal thioesterase PPT2 homolog (gene Ppt2). The transcript has 7 exons. Lineage: Eukaryota; Metazoa; Arthropoda; Insecta; Lepidoptera; Nymphalidae. The record is from RefSeq and is a predicted model, not a curated record. Gene Ontology annotation, cellular component: lysosome. Gene Ontology annotation, molecular function: thiolester hydrolase activity; palmitoyl hydrolase activity. The coding region runs from base 268 to 1125 and encodes 285 amino acids.
GAGCCUUAAAGCCAGCAGUCACAAUAAAAUAAAAAUAAAUUAAAAAUAAUGUUUGUUUUGUUGCGAUUUGUGAUCUGAUAGAAUAUAAUUUUUAAAUUUUUACAAAAUACAAAUUAUAAAUUAGAAGCUAUAAAUAAUUCCUCCUCACAGUAUGGUAUAAUCAGCUGUGAUGGAGUGCCAAUAAGCCAAUAACCUUCACCCAUUGUUAUCGGAACCUUGGAUAGCAAUUUCCUUUGUUCCCGAGUGUGAAUAAGUGAGGAAAACAAAAUGAAUCGAAAUCUAGUGCCAUUUGUCCUAUUAUUCCUCGUCCAUCUCUGUUCGACUUACAAGCCUGUGGUUUUAAUUCAUGGUAUUAUGACUGGCAGUGGCAGUAUGGAAAUGAUCAGCCGUCGAAUCCAGGAGAAACACCCUGGUACAAAAGUGUACAAUGUGAACAGGUUUGAGAGUUGGUCCAGCUUGGAGACCAUGUGGCACCAGGUGCUCGAGAUUGGGUUGGAUGUAGCCAACAUCUCCAGUCAGCAUCCAGAUGGAAUCAAUCUCAUAGGGUAUUCCCAAGGUGGUUUGGUUGCGAGGGGCAUUGUGCAGACAUUUGCUAAUGUUUCUGUUAGUACUUUCAUAUCACUUAGUUCACCUCAAGCUGGACAAUAUGGAGCUGGCUUUCUCCACGUUAUCUUCCCUGGUUUAGUGAAGGAGUCGGCAUAUGAACUAUUCUAUUCUCGGGUUGGACAACACACGUCAGUUGGCAACUACUGGAAGGAUCCAUAUCACCAGACUCUAUAUGAGUCUUACAGUGUGUACUUGCCCUAUAUCAAUAACCACAUACAAUCAGCGAAAUCGGAAGAUUUCAAAAACAAUUUGCUGCGACUGAAGAGAUUAGUGCUUAUUGGCGGACCGGACGACCAAGUCAUUACACCUUGGCAGAGCAGCCAAUUCGGUUACUACGACACCAACGACACAGUGGUAGAGAUGCGCGACCAGGACAUCUACCAGACUGACCGCAUUGGCUUGCGCGCGCUGGACGAGAGCGGCCGGCUGCACGUGGUCACCGUGCCCGGCGUCAACCACUUCAACUGGCACAUGAACGUGAGCAUCGUUGACGACUGCCUGCUGCCUUACUUGGACUGAGGGUUCUAGCAAUUUUUGCCCAAGAUUUUUGCAAUAUUCUCUCAAAAUUUGCCCAAUAUUCUUGUAAUUUUGCCCAAUAUUAUUUCCAUUUUGCCCAAUAUUCUUGCAAUUUUUCCCAAUAUUCAUGCAAUUUUGUUCAAUAUCCUUGAUAUUUUAGCCGAUAUUCUCACAAUUUUACCCAAUAAUAUUCUUACUAUAAUUGCAAAUAGACAAAAAAGACAUAGUGCUAUAGAUGCGCGACCAGGACAUCUACCAGACAGACCGUAUUGGCUUGCGCGCGCUGGACGAGAGCGGCCGGCUGCACGUGGUCACCGUGCGCGGCGUCAACCACUUCAACUGGCACAUGAACGUGAGCAUCGUUGACGACUGUCUGCUGCCUUACUUGGAUUAAGGCUACUAGCAAUUUUUGCAAUAUUCCCCAAUACUCCUUCAAAAUUGCACAAUAUUCUUGUAAUUUUGCCCAAUAUUCUUGUAAUUUUUUCCAAUAUUCCUGCAAUUUUGUUCAAUAUCCUUGAUAUUUUAGCCGAUAUUCUCGCAAUUUUACACAAUAAUAUUCUUACUAUAAUUGCAAAUAGACAAAAAAGACAUAGUGAUAGAGAUGUGCAACUAGGACAUCUACCAGACAGACCGUAUUGGCUUGCGCGCGCUGGACGAGAGCGGCCGGCUGCACGUGGUCACCGUGCCCACUUUUCCUUACAGUUUUGCCCAAUAUCCUUGCCAUUUUACCCAAUAUUCUAGAAAUUUUACCCAAUCUUGGAAUUUUUCGCGAAGAAAAAUCUACGCCCCUUCACCUCGCGAAAUGUAUGCUUUCCUCUACACGUUAAUUACACUACUUGUGUCUAGGUCUGCUUUUAAAAGUUCCUGAAGCACAGGCUACUAUUGAAAAAAAUAUUGUUAGAAGAAAGAAAAUUUCAAUAUUUCAGGAUUUUUUUUAUUUAUUUUAGUAAAGUGGACGUCUAUUAAAUUUUAUUAAAAACUACGAAUUUAAAAGCCAAAUAUAAUAAAGUAUUUUUAUAAGAAUUUAAUUUACCAGCUUAGUACAAACAAAUCAGUUCAAAUGCUUAUUAAUAUUUUUUAAACCAAAAUUGAGGCUAUAACAAAUAAUGACAUAAUAUAUAUUUGGUUUAAUAUUAUAGUUAAAAAUCCUAAGCCAAGUACUGCUCAUUUAAUGUAAUAUUUUACUAAUUAAAUGUAAUUUUAAUUAAUUCAUAAGUUUGUAGUCAAAAUGCGUUUAAUCUCACAUGUGUUUAAUCACAAUAAAGCAGAAUUAUUUAAUUUUUAUAUAUCAAAUAAUAAUAAUUAGUAGUUAUUUUGCAGUAAUUAAUAAUUAUUGUAUUCAAAAUACUGUACCAGUGUAUGUGCAUGAUAUUUUUAGAAUAAGUAGUAAUUUUUUUUUAAUUUUAAGCUGAAAACACAAAAUAUAAUAAUUAUGAUUAUCGCGUAUUUUCUAUUUUUAUGAAAUUCAUAAAAAAAUACGCGUGACUUUGUAGGAGUCAGCAUGACGUGUUGCACAUUAAAGUAAUUUAACCCAAUAAAUUAAUUAAAUUUAUUAUUUUUAAUGAAUUAAUUUGUCGAGUAUUUUACCAAAAAUGUAUUUAUUCAUUGUGUAUGCGAUAUUUUUAGAUAUUUAAAAUUUCAAUACUUUUAAGAAUUAAUAUUUGAAUCUCCUAAGAGUGAACAAAUUGUCUGAUAUCGAAUCUCUUGGCUUAAAGAUAAAGUAGCAUUUUUCCCUUCAAUAUCUAGAAAGUAUAGUUUUACAAGCAAGUCAGAUGAAAAUCACGUUGAACAAGUUAUUACGUUAUUAAAUGUAUAAUUCCUACUUAUUCAUUCUAUUAAAAGAUAUUUGGAUAUUCGUAUUAUCUAUACAUAUAAUUUCACAACUGUAGAUAAGUUUCGGUUUGGGUUUUUUAUCGACUUUACAACUUUCUAUUGCAUGACAUCAUAGUUCAGGUAUUAAAUAAUAAUAUUAUGAAAUGGUUUGUACUUCCAAAAAUUAUUUAGCGUAUUUAAAUAAAAACAUAUUGAAAGGUUUAUGCUUUAGUUUUAAUUGGUUUUACUAAAAGCAUAAUUACAUUUUUUAAUUGAUGUGGUUCUACAAUUUAUCCGAUACAUUGCGUGGUUUAUAAAUAAUUUACCCGAUUUUUAAACCUUCCUUACUAAUAGUUACUGAGAUAUUUGUAUUCUAAUGCAAACGCUUUAGAUAAGUGCGUAUAUAAAUCUCAUUAGACAUAAUAUAAUGUAUACCUUAGAUAUAAAAACGCAUGGCUGUUAACAAUACCUAUAAUAAUUGUGUUGUGUCAUAUAUGUAUAUCUACCUAUUAUUUUGUGUAAAUAUACGUUUUAUACUUUGUGUA